Macrosteles quadrilineatus (aster leafhopper) is the source of this 1924-nucleotide messenger RNA. RefSeq lists its product as uncharacterized. Lineage: Eukaryota; Metazoa; Arthropoda; Insecta; Hemiptera; Cicadellidae. The transcript has a single exon. The record is from RefSeq and is a predicted model, not a curated record. Bases 1 to 1770 code for a protein of 589 amino acids.
AUGCCAUUUCCUGUAAAUCGAUCAAAAUAUAUAUUUAAAUCUUCGAAAUGCAAAAUUUUAAAUCUAAACCCGUUUGACAUAUCGAUUAUUAAAUUCGUCCAGAAGAGCGAGCGGUCUGUGUGCGCGGUCCACCCUCCAUUGACUACAGUCACCUUUAAUUCCUCCACUGAAAAGCACGUCCUGGAAGUGAAUAAAUCUGCCAUUCAAUACUACACAAAUUCAUCUCGUAUUCAGUGUUGUGUAAAGAGGUUGAAAGAAGACAUUUUGAGACUUUUCUUCAGUCCCUGUCGACUGUUCCAUAACGUUUUUGAGAUGGAUUCAGAAAGCCAGUUCAUUUUUGUUUUUUGUCUCGACGAUAAUAAAACGAUUGUAUACCAAAACAUGCACGCAGGGGUGGUAAAGGUAGAUAGGUUUACUGAAGAUAGAAAGAGGGAUCCGAACAGUUUAAAUGUCAUAUUAUUAGGAAUAGAUUCGAUGUCCAGGUUAAAUUUUUACCGAACUAUGCCAAAAACAGUAUCCUACCUUCAUACUCAUGGCUGGGUCGAAAUGAAAGGGUACAACAAAGUCGCUGAUAAUACAUUGCCUAACAUGAUGGCUUUUCUGUCAGGUCUCCCAUUAAAUAUCUUAAGAAGAUCACAAACACUCGAUUUCGACAACAUGCCUUUCAUCUGGAAAGAGUUCUCCAAAGCUGGGUAUGUGACAGCCUACGCAGAGGAUCAACCCUUGGUGUCUACGUUCCAUUGUCACCUCAACGGCUUCAAGCGCCUCCCCACUGAUCACUACUUUAGAGACUACAUAUACGUUGGCGAGAUGUUGCUCAUGGGCAGAGGAAGGCCUCCAGGCUGCAUUGGAUACAAACUGGCUUCUGAACACCUGUUUGACUACUUGGUAGACUUUGUAACAGUUUACAAAAAAGAUCCAUUUUUCGGGUUGUUUUGGUUGAAUCAAAUUAGCCACAACGACUUAAACCGCGCGUCCGGAGAGGACGACACUGUGUUACAGCUGAUGUCUAGGUUGGUGGAGACAGGAGUGAUGAACACGACAAUGGUCGCACUGCUCAGCGACCACGGGUUGAGAGUGGGGGACUUCAGGAGAAGUAUUCACGGUUGGUACGAAGACCGCUUGCCAUUACUAUUCAUCUCUGUACCAGAAUGGUACAAAACUCAAAACGAAGUUCAUUUUUCCAGCUUGCUGUUAAACUCCGGCAGGUUGACAUCGCCCUACGACCUGUACCUGACUAUGAAGUACGUGUUGUAUGGCAGGAGGUCCACAGUCGCCGCUGGCUGCAAGUCAUGUUUUAGUCUGUUUUCCCCGGUACCAGCCGACAGGUCCUGCGCUGAGGCAGGCAUCUCCUCCCACUGGUGCACGUGUUUCCCAACAUUCGAUGUUCCACACGACCCGUCCUUGGCUCUCAGUGUCGUAGACGCUAUCAACGGAAAAUUGACUCUCGAUCCAGAUAUAAACCCUCUUUUCCGAUGUGCUGAGCUUAAGCUAAAGAAAGUAAUGUACGUCAGAAGAAAAUGUGGACUAAUCUUUAGAGAACUUGUAGUCGGAGUUGCAACUGAGCCUGGCGGAGCUGAGUUUGAGGCUACAGUGACUGAGAUGGACAGUGGCGUGACGGUUGAGGACUCAAUCAGUAGACUGAACAGCUACGGCAACGAGAGCAGCUGCGCGUACAACCCCACGACAAAACUGUUCUGUCACUGUCAGUCUAGACACCCAGAAACCGUGAAAUCAGAUACUGUCAACCUAGAGACCCAUACACUGUGAGCCUAGACACCCAUAAUGUGUGAACCCAGACACUUAGAUAAUGGGAAUCCAAAUAAUGUGAACCUAGACAACCAGAAACUGUGAACCCACAAGUGAGCGAUAGAUAGAUAGAGAUAGAUUGUUGUUGUUGUGUGUGAUAGAUUGUUGAGUGUGC